UCUGUCAAGGUUUAACCUUCAUCACUCUCUCUCUCUCUGUCAAGGUUUAACCUUCAUCACUCUCUCUCUAAACUCUGCAACUACCUCGUGCUAGCUGCCAUCCCAAUUUUCUGUAGUAUAGAGAAACCCUAAUAUGUGCGAUUAAAAGUAACAUUAUAACAUGCCAAUUCCAUGAUAACCAAAGGAAGGGGGCUCUAGUUCUCAGCCUUCUCUGUCCAAGAUUUAGUUCACAGAUUGAAAGAUGCUAUCUGAAAGUUCUGAUUUAGAACAACCGAGAGAUGGGAAAUCAAAUGGUGUUACAGUUUCUUCACCUAGUGAAGAUGACAGUGCUAGAGAACCCCUUGUUCCUGUCACUGCUUCGGUUGAAGCCUACUCUGUUGCAGCAACAAUUCUUCCGUUUUUAUUUCCAGCUUUAGGAGGACUCCUCUAUGGCUAUGAUAUUGGUGCAACAUCUGGUGCUUCCAUUUCUUUAGAGUCUCCUGAGUUAAGUGGCACCUCAUGGUAUGAUUUGAAUUCAUUCGAAGUUGGGCUUGUGGUCAGUGGUUCGCUGUAUGGGGCAUUGAUUGGAUCCAUUUUGGCAUUCGGUGUUGAGAAUUUCUUAGGAAGGCGGAGGGAAUUACUUGUGUCUUCUAUGCUAUAUCUUGUUGGAGCUCUUGUAACAGCCUUAGCGCCUGAUUUUCCAGUUUUGGUGGUUGGGCGUCUUGUAUAUGGUUUGGGAAUUGGAAUGGCCAUGCAUGCAGCUCCAAUGUACAUCUCAGAGACAGCUCCUUCUCAAAUACGUGGAAGACUGAUAUCUCUUAAAGAGUUUUUCAUUGUUUUGGGGAUGGUUCUAGGAUACACAGUUGGUAGUCUCGAGGUUGACAUAGUUUCUGGAUGGAGGUAUAUGUAUGGAACCAGCUGUCCAAUAUCAAUCAUAAUGGGAGUUGGAAUGUGGUGGUUGCCACCAUCUCCGCGAUGGCUGCUACUUUGUGCUGUACAAGGAAGGGGAUCCUUCCAAGACAUAAAAGAGAGGGCAACAUAUGCCUUAUGCCGAUUAAGGGGUCGAAUUGAUGACAACUCAACUUCAGAGAAAAUCGAUGAGCUUUUCGAUGAGAUCUCUAAUUCCAGUGAGGAGCAAGAAGCAUCUAUAGGAGAGAUUUUCCAAGGAAAGUGUUUAAAAGCCCUUGUUAUCGGUGCAGGCCUGGUUUUCCUUCAGCAGAUCACAGGUCAACCAAGUGUUUUGUACUAUGCGGCAACAAUUUUUCAGAGUGUGGGUUUCUCUGCAGCUUCUGAUGCAACUCGGGUUUCAAUUCUUCUUGGCAUACUAAAGUUAAUAACAACUGGAGUUGCUGUCAUUGUGGUCGACAGAGUUGGUAGGCGGCCUUUAUUAUUAGGGGGAGUUAGUGGCAUUGUGAUUGCCCUAUUCUUAUUGGCUGCAUACUACACUUUCCUGAGCAGUUUACCAGUUGUAGCUGUAGUUGCAUUAUUGUUGUAUGUUGGGUGUUACCAGCUGUCAUUUGGUCCCAUUGGGUGGCUCAUGAUUUCAGAGAUUUUCCCUUUGCGUUUUCGAGGGAAGGGACUAAGCAUAGCUGUACUUGUGAAUUUUGCUUCAAAUGCACUGGUCGCAUUUGCUUUCUCACCACUAAAGGCCCUGUUGGGAGCUGGACUUCUAUUUGCUGCAUUUGGGGUGAUUGCAAUACUUGCUCUGCUCUUUAUCUUCUUCUAUGUGCCAGAAACAAAAGGUCUCAGCUUGGAGGAAAUUGAGUCAAAGAUCCUUUAAAAGACAGUUCCUCUUCAUACGUAUACUGGCUUUUGUGAGUGGAGGGAGAGAGAGAGAGAGAGAGAGAGGUGGUUGGAUAGGAGAUGUAUUUCAAUAUUUGAUAUGUAGGCAACUAAUAGCAUUGUCUUCAGUUUGUGAAGAUGCAGUUUAAAAAUCCCUAUUGUUUAUAUGUACUCGAAAUCGUUCGUACUUUCUUGCAUGUCAUUGUCACUUAGACAUGUUCAGUAUUUAGAAUAAAUACAGUGAUUGAAUUUUGAUCGA
Amborella trichopoda is the source of this 2020-nucleotide messenger RNA. Its product is annotated as D-xylose-proton symporter-like 2. The record is from RefSeq and is a predicted model, not a curated record. Gene Ontology annotation, biological process: D-glucose transmembrane transport. Gene Ontology annotation, molecular function: D-glucose transmembrane transporter activity. Gene Ontology annotation, cellular component: membrane. NCBI's taxonomy places the organism in Eukaryota, Viridiplantae, Streptophyta, Magnoliopsida, Amborellales, Amborellaceae.